GAAGCACAAGCUGGUCAAGAAGCACAAGCUGGUCAAAGCCACCGCACAACUACAGGAGAAGAUCUGCUCUCAUCAUGACAAACUGCUGGAGGUUUACUGUCGUACCGAUCAGCAGUGUAUCUGUCUGCUGUGUACAAUGGAUGAACAUAAAGGCCAUGAUACAGUGUCAGCUGCAGCAGAGAGGACUGAGAAACAGAGGCAGCUGGGGAUGAGUCAGCAGAAGGUCCAGCAGAGAUUCCAGGAGAGAGAGAAGGAGCUGAAGGAGCUCCAACAGGCUGUGGAGUCUUUCAAGCACUAUGCACAGGCAGCAGUGGAGGACAGUGAGAGGAUUUUUACUGAGCUGAUCCGCUCCAUUGAGAGAAGGCGCUCUGAGGUGAAGGAGCUGAUCAGAGCCCAUGAGAAGGCUCAAGUGAGUCAAGCUGAAGGACUCCUGGAGCAACUGAAGCAGGAGAUAGCUGAGCUGAGGAAGAGAAGCACUGAGCUGGAGCAGCUCUCACACACAGAGGAUCACAUCCAUUUCCUCCAGAGUUAUCAGUCUCUCUCCAGUAUCAGUGUAUCUUCAGACUUACCCAGCAUCGUUGUCCGUCCUCUUCAGUACUUUGGAGAUGUGAGUAAGACUGUGUCUGAACUAAGAGAGAAAAUAGAAGACUUCCUUAAAGGAGAAUGGACCAAGAUCUCCACUACAGUGAAUAUAGUGGAUGUUGUACUGCCUCCAGAGCCCAAGACCAGAGAACAGUUGUUACAAUAUUCCUGUCAGCUCACACUGGACCCAAACACAGCAAACACACACCUCUCUCUGUCUGAAGGGAACAGAAAGGUGACACGUUCACGCCAAGCCCAACCAUAUCCUCGCCAUCCAGACAGAUUCACAAAUGACUUGAUGAUUCUAUGUAGAGAGGGUCUGUCUGGAUGCUGUUACUGGGAGGUGGAGUGGAGUGGGCUUUGUGUUAUUACAGCAGUCUCAUAUGAAGACAUCAGCAGAACACAGAGAGGUAAUAUAUUUGGACACAGUAACAAGUCCUGGAGUUUAAAGUGCUUUAGUGGUGGUUAUUCUUUCAGACACAACAAUGUUGAGACUAAAGUAUCAGGCCCUCAAUCCUCCAGAGUAGGAGUGUACCUGGAUCACAAGGCAGGUACUCUGUCCUUCUACAGUGUCUCUGACACAAUGACCCUCCUCCAUAGAGUCCAGACCACAUUCACUCAGCCCCUCUAUCCUGGGUUUUGUCUCUCUGGUACUGCUGAGCUGGUUAAACUGUAGUAGGGUCCACAUAGAUACUAGUCAUGCUGGUGUAGUCUAUAGCUGAGCUGGUUAAACUGUAGUAGGGUC
Molecule: messenger RNA, 1327 nt
Organism: Salvelinus namaycush (lake trout)
Lineage: Eukaryota; Metazoa; Chordata; Actinopteri; Salmoniformes; Salmonidae
Product: tripartite motif-containing protein 16-like
Exons: 6
Coding region: 137-1258 (373 amino acids)
Molecular function (GO): protein binding
Source: RefSeq, a predicted model, not a curated record